This is a messenger RNA of Salpingoeca rosetta, 4308 nucleotides long. RefSeq lists its product as uncharacterized. The coding region runs from base 1 to 4308 and encodes 1435 amino acids. The transcript has 43 exons. Gene Ontology annotation, biological process: double-strand break repair. The record is from RefSeq and is a predicted model, not a curated record. Lineage: Eukaryota; Choanoflagellata; Craspedida; Salpingoecidae.
AUGUACUUCGUGUACACGAAGCUGCGCACCCCUGCGCAGGUGUACAAGGCCGGGACAUGUGUUCACCGGAAGGGUGGCGAUGAGUUCUCGGGCAAGAUCACGCGCUUUCUUGUCGAGCGAAUGGGCGGAUCGGGCCAGAAGCCCCCAACGUCCCUCCUCCUGCCCAAGCAGGCCCGCGCUUACGCCGUUGUCAGGCUGUACCCGACAGACUACCACAACAACGCGGACCGCUUCGUCGACCUCACCCGACUCUCAUCGCUCAACGUCAUGACGGAACACGCGUUCAACAUCAAGAUGACGCAUCUCAAGAAGCGCCUCCCAUGCCGCAUUGUGUGCCGGUUCUACUCGGACGGGAAGGAGUUUUCGCCCGAUGAGCCAAUCCCGCUCACCGACCUCACACGGGGCGGCAAGGUUGACAUCCAGGCGCUGUUUGAGUCUGCGAGCGGGGAUGUUCUGACGGAGAAGAAGGUGUACGACGGACAGGAGAUUCGUGCGCAGCAGGAAGUCAAGCUGCUUGGGGAGAGCCAGUACACCCCAACGCAAGACAUGGUGGUGCCAAGCUACACAACCAAAGGCGAUCGAAACAGCGAGCGCGCCAAGAGCGAGCGCGGGUUUUGGUUCUACACCCACGUCACCGCGCCGUGUGAAUUGCUCGUUGCGUGUGAGAGCAGCCUGGUGAAGGAGAUGUACCAGCAGACGCUUGUGUUCGCUGCUGGGGAAGUGGCCAAUGUGAAGGUGGACGUGCUGACGCCAAAGGUCUCCCUGUCAGACUGCAUUGAAAUCCGCUGCACGUACAUGGACAAGAACAACAACAUGUGCCUGCUGCCAGACGACUCGCAGCUCGACAGGUACAUCCCCGAGGCCUUUGGCGACAACGUCCGCACCCUCACCUACAGCGUGCCUGAGGACCGCAGUUACAUCACGCUCGAGGUUGGGGUGCAGGGCAAGGUGGACCAGCAGGGCACACGCGCUGUCAUCAAGCUCCUCUUCACGCACCUCAACAAGGAGAAGACCACAAAGGCAACCCUCUACCCAGGCAGACCGCGGUGCGUUGAGCUGUGUGAGGGGGAGAGCCCAACCUUCUACAACAAACAGCCGCUGCCGCCGCUCCGCUUGAAGAUAACGGAUAAAUACGGAAACUUGUGCCGCUUCAAGAGGAAGGAGCUGCAGCCGCUGCUGUUCGCGAUUCAAUCGAAAGACAUUCCUGAUCCCAUGCACAUCAUCUACGCAAACUCGAGUGGCGAGUUGGUGGACACACCGGCCAUCACGUUCCACCCCGUGGUGCGGGCCCCGAAGACGAUGAAGAUUGCCAUUGCGCUGCUUGAUGCCGAGAAGCUGAGGAAGACAUCGCCCACAUCCUCCGUCAAGACCCGCGCAGAUGCGGCAAAGAUUGUUGAUGGCCGGAAGUGCGGGUUGCACGCCACCAUCCUGCCUGGUCCCGACCCGUGCAUCGUCCGUCUUGCUCUGCGCGGUCUCGCUGUCGACUUCUCAAGCGACAGCCUCGAAGUGUCCAAAGAGGAGCUGCUUGAGCUCGUCGGCCGCUCCAACGAAACCUUUGAUGACAUCGCAGUCACCGUCCUCACAGAGAGCGGCGACGAGGUGGAUCUUGGGAAAGUGCCGCACUUCAAAGCGGAGCAGGGCCACAAGAACGUCACCAAAUUUGUCAAGCAGCACGGGAAGUUGCCGGCGCUGUCUGGGCCGUCGCGCGCCCCCGGACAACACGUCCACUCGUUCACAUUCCGCCUCGGUGACACGCGCGUGUCCGCACACGUGCAAAUCGUGGCAGAGCCCGGCGCACUCGCACAGCUGCAGGUGCAUGGGCAGCUGGGCGAGGUGCACCGACGCAUGACGGUGAGCAAAGCGAAUCCGCUUGUUGUUCGCGGUCUGGACGAGGACGAGAACACGGUGCCCCUCAAAGCCGAGGAUAUUGACCUCACUGGUGACAUCAACAACACGACCAUGAAGAAGGAGGUGCUCAAGACGGGAGAAGUCGCCCUGUAUGGCUUCAGCGUCAAUAGCAGCCCGGGGCAGACGCAGCUUGACGUGCACAACACGGCAGCGAAUCUGCACACCAAGCACGCCCUCCAGGUUCUACCGGGCAUUCCACACGCAGUCGCUGUCUUCGAACAGGGAGACGAGAGUGCGGUUGACCCCGGGAGCGAGUUGACCGUUGAAGCCAAUGCGGAGCUCUUCAGCGAAAUUCGCGUCAGGGUUGUUGAUGCCGACGGCCACCACUGCACAUACCUGACUAGCGGUGUCGUUGCCAUCACAACUUCCAAGAAGGACAUCAACCUGACGGCCGAGCCAUCAGCGCUCCAGACGCAACUGCACGAUGCCGAGGCAACGUUCAAGCAUGUUUCCCUCUCCGGCAAACCAGGCACAACCAACAUCAUCUUCCACCUCAAGACGUCGGCGCCCGUUGCUGGGGGUUCGAAGACAAAAUUCAAACUUGGCGGCGCGCUGCGCGUCCGCAUGACCGAAGACAUGAGCACACCAGCCAAGAUCAAGUUCCCCACCGCUGAAAAUGACGAGCUGCCGGCAAUCACGGCUGGCGAGGCGUUCUCGUUCCCCGUGCAAGUCGUCAGCAAGGGCGGGGACGUUGUGAUGCCGUCUGUCUUGGAGCAGCUUGGGUUUUCCCUCGCCGCCAAGGGGUUGCAAGCGCACAUGAAUUCGACGCGCAGUGUGCUGCUGGCGUGCUCUCCCUCUGAGGACAACAUAAACUUGAUUGUGCAAGCGCCCGAUCCGCUAACAACAACAGGCCGUGUCGCCAUCAAGCUGCAACUUAGAGCCGGCAAGAAACGCUUGACUGCAAAGACCGUGGUUGCCGUUCACCCUUCAGCGCCGGUUGCCGUUGCUGCUGCCGAGGGCGUCGAGCCCGCGUCAGUGAUUGCGUUGGCGCCCAAUGGCAGCCCUGGAAGGCUCUUUCCAUCUGUCACGUUUCUCCUCAAGGAUCAGUACGGCAACACUGUUCCCGCUGAGGCGGACAUGCCGUGUCGCCUGUCCCUCCAGCAGGAGAACGGAGAGGGCGAGCUUGAGUUGCAGCCGACCACAACCCCAUUCAGCAACUCCACACAGGUGAACGCGGUUGCGCGGACUGCGUUCCCACCCGGGCAGUACACGUUUACGGCUGCGGGGCCGGAGGGCGUCAAGCCGUUGCAACGCAUCAUUCAGGUGCUCGACUCGCGAAAGGACGCCAAGGUGUCCGCACAGCAGCGCCACGAGAAGAAGUUGGUGAUGGACAACCUCAACAGGAGCCUCGCACAACAACAGCAGAAGCUCCGCGCAACAAAGGCCGCCUUCGAAAAGUUUUCGCAGCUCCGCAAGAUCAAAGCCACCAUUGAGGACAUUUUGCGCCACCACAUUCGAUCGCGCCGUCGCACAGCGCUGCGGGCGGAGGACCUGUUGCGCCAUCCCGACGCGUGCGCUGAACUCAUUGCGCAGCGGACGUCAUCCCGUCGACGCGGUGGCCGUGAGCCCCAGCAGGUUCCGGCCCGCUUCCGGGGCCAGGACGUGCUCGGGUUUGUGGGCGAGCUGUUGGAGGCCGAAGAUCAAAUGUCGCAGCGCCUGGCCAGCUAUGCGCUCGGGUCACACAUCAACUCCAUCAUCUGCGUGCGCCGGGAGACGGCACUUAAGCUGCAAAGGAGUUACUCCGUUCGCGACAUCGAACGUCUUCCCCGUCAGCCGUUCAGACAAGACACACCAAGCGCCGUUGCGCGCUUCGGCGGGCGUGCGCUUUCGUCUUACAUCACCCCGCGGGUGAACGAUGAGCGGCUGUUUGGCCUCCUCAACCGAAUGCUGCACGGGCUGUACGUCUUCAAGGAUAUGGACACCGCCGUCGCCUUCCGUGACGCGCGCGAUCAGGCCGACAGGGCCGACAGCCGCCGCAGCAGCCGGGGCCAGCCCACGGCACGCGAACUGUCUUUCCGUACGCUCUUCACCCAGGACAUGCGCAAGGUUGAUUCGCUUGGUUUCUUUGGCGGCAGAAGCGGCCAAGUGCCCCCACUGGACAAGCUGCACGGGUGCGUGUGGCUCAAGGCAGAGGAGUCGAACGAGCUGCGCGCCCUCCGCGCCGCCCAGCCGUACUGUGACAACUUCUUCACCGUGCAAGCGGAGUUGGCUGAUUUCGACAAGGAUGAGGCAACGCUUCAGCGGGAAAUUGAGAGCCUCCAGGCCCACGGGCAGGCACUCAUGACAGAACUCCGCAACAUUGGAGGUCUGCCAACGGAUCCUCGCACGCAACGCCCUCAAGCUGCUGCUCCUCACGCGUCUGGGGGUGAUGGCAACCCGCAAAAGCGCCACAAGCCAUGA